AUGGCUCGGCUGAGCUACCGCAUGUCGAGUGCCUCCUCCCUCAGUGGUGACAAUGCCGCAGCUGCUUCGUGGUUCGACUUGGCCUACAAGGCCCACGCCAAAGCCGCCUUUGCCUGGAGGCGCAAGGUGAAUGCCGAGUUUGGCUCAUACUCUCCAAAUGGACCAGAUGUCUACACGACCUGGCGGAGAAAGCGUGGAAUCGAGGACUACGCGUACGUUACGGGUAGCCGCACUAAGGAUCUCGCUUGCGGCUUCCGCGUUCCUUUCCCAGCCCCCCCGUGA
Molecule: messenger RNA, 282 nt
Organism: Penicillium cosmopolitanum
Lineage: Eukaryota; Fungi; Ascomycota; Eurotiomycetes; Eurotiales; Aspergillaceae
Exons: 1
Coding region: 1-282 (93 amino acids)
Source: RefSeq, a predicted model, not a curated record